CGGAUAGUCUUCAUUCAUCGAGAUGCCGCCUAUUAGUAAAUGAUCUCAGUAUCACCCCGCAUUUUCGCUCUCUAUCACUUUCGUCAAUGAACUUCUUCAGAGCGAUCAGACCGUACUGUGGAUCUCGAUACUUAAGGGCACAUCCCGUCAGAACCAUGCAUGUACAGUCAAUUCCUAUGUGGACGGGGAAGGGCAACAACUAUGCCUACCUUGUGACGGACGAGCCGACAAAAGAGUCCGUCAUCAUCGACCCGGCUAAUCCGCCAGAAGUGGCUCCAGAGCUUGAUGCUCAGAUCAAGGCCGGAAAAAUCAAACUCUCAGCCAUUGUCAACACGCAUCAUCACUGGGAUCAUGCUGGCGGCAACGAUGAGAUGCUGAAACAUUUUGGUAAACUCCCGGUCAUUGGAGGAAAGAACUGCAAAUCAGUCACACAGACUCCUGCACAUGGGGAGACAUUUAAGAUUGGCGAGCGCAUCUCCGUCAAAGCACUGCACACCCCCUGCCAUACUCAGGAUAGUAUCUGCUAUUAUAUGCAGGACGGGGACGAAAAGGUGGUGUUUACAGGUGACACCUUAUUCAUUGCAGGAUGUGGUCGCUUUUUCGAGGGAAAUGCUCAAGAGAUGCACAAGGCGUUGAACGAGACUCUCGCCUCGCUACCUGAUGACACCAAAGUCUACCCCGGCCAUGAGUACACCAAGAGCAACGUCAAGUUCUGUCUUGCUGUAUCUCAAUCAGAACCGAUCAAGAAGCUAGAAGCAUACGCCAAUCAGCAUCAACAGACCCAGGGAAAGUUUACUAUCGGAGACGAGAAGCUGCACAAUGUGUUCAUGAGAGUCAAUGAUCCUGAAAUUCAGAAGAAGACCGGAAAGACAGAUCCGGUGGAGGUGAUGGCAGCUUUGAGAGAGAUGAAGAAUGCUAUGUGAACAAGUGAUAUAGGAAAUAGCUUUGAAUACACC
Aspergillus novofumigatus IBT 16806 is the source of this 956-nucleotide messenger RNA. RefSeq names its product putative hydroxyacylglutathione hydrolase. Bases 156 to 923 code for a protein of 255 amino acids. Gene Ontology annotation, molecular function: hydroxyacylglutathione hydrolase activity. The record is from RefSeq and is a predicted model, not a curated record. NCBI's taxonomy places the organism in Eukaryota, Fungi, Ascomycota, Eurotiomycetes, Eurotiales, Aspergillaceae. The transcript has 9 exons.